GCAAGCUUUAGUUUCUCUCACUUCUGGCAAUUCGGUGUCCCGCGUCAACCCCGCAGGUCACUGUCGCGUCCAAGUUGGGAGCCAGAAACCCAGAGCUCCACUCUUGUUGAUCGUGUCCGUCCUAAUCCAUCUCACCCCACGUCCACCGCCGUUUCGACUUUGGCAGGCUCCCGAGACUAGAGCUGCAAAAGACGUGUGAGUCUCUGCCAGCGGGACUUCCGUCAUACUGAAAAGCUCCCCUUGUUUUUAUCGGCAAAGGGUAACAAACCAGUUCUAGCAACAAAUCAGCGUCGGCCAAGAUGGACGAGCACCUGGCGCAGCUGCUCGCCAAAACGCACGACAAAAGCGAGGGCCCCCGCAAGCAGGCCGAACUCGACCUGCUGCACGCCCAGUCGGUUUCCGAGUUUCCCUAUUCCCUUGCACGCAUCGGCUCGCAUACCGGUGUUCCCAUCGAGAUUCGCCAGUCGGCCCUGACAUACCUCCGCAAGUUCAUCGAGAAGAACUGGGGUCCAGAUGAGGACGGUGGCGUCCCUCACAUUCCGAUUCCGGAGCCAACAAAAGAUCACCUGCGGAAUGCGAUGCUGGAGCUCGUUCUGAGCCCGGAGGAUGAGCGCAAGGUCAAGGUCGCCGCCAGUUACGUGGUCUCCAAGAUUGCCAUGGCCGACUUCCCUCACCGCUGGCCCGCCCUACUCCCAGCUGUUCUAGCUGUCAUGCCCUCCGGGACCGAUGCCCAGCUCCACGGGGCUCUUCGAACCCUACAAGAUCUUGUCGAGGAUAGUCUGAGCGACGAGCAGUUCUUCAGCGUCGCUCGCGACAUCAUCAAGGCCUGUUAUGACGUCGCGUUAAACGAGAACCGCAAGCAAAACCACCGGAGCCUCGCUGUCCUCGUCUUCCGCAGCUGCUUUGACCUCAUGGAUAUCGUCAAAGACGACCACAAGAAAGAAGUCAAGACGUUUGCCGAGGAGGUCCUCAGUGGGUGGCUGCCCUUCCUGGAGCAGGUGAUCAAGUCGCCGCUACCUCCCCUUGCUCAGCCAGGCUCACAGCCGGAGAGUUGGUACGGGCCAGUUGCGCUCAAGGAUCAGGCAGUGAAGACGUUGCUGAAGAUCAAAAAUGUGUUCCCCUCGCUUCUGGUGUCUCAGAGCUUGGCUUUGUUCAGUGCGACCUGGGAGGAACUGUCAAGGCUGGCACCGUUGUACCAGUCUCUCUUCAUUGACUCAGAUGCCCAGAGCCGGUUGGAGGACAUCGACGGCCUUCCGUUCACGCUAGACUUCCUGGUGCUAGAUGAACUCGACUUCCUCAACCAGUGUUUGCGAGCUCCGCCAGUCCGAAAGCAGCUGGACGCCGAAAUCAAGGCGCGUGGUGCUGUGCACGAUACACCGUGGGCGUUAGACCUCAUGAACUUGCUGGUCUCGUUUUCACAGAUCACACAGGAGGAAGAAGGGUUGUGGGAUAUUGACGUCUCACUCUACUUGGCGGAGGAGACCUCUGUUUCCUCCAACUAUACCCCCAGAACCGCUUGCGGCGAUCUCAUCAUCAAGCUCGCCGAAUGGUUGAACCAGCGCGCUCUGGAGGGGUUAUUCGCAUACACCAAGGCGCUCUUCACGGGAGAGGGCGCAAGCUGGCAGAAGAGGGAAGCGGCGCUUUACCUGUUCAACGCCAUCUUGGACGACUUCCAGGACAUGCAACAGGAGGUGCCAGCCGAGAUCGCAAAUGCGUAUCUCGAGCUCGUUAACCACGCCGUGGGCAGACGGGACGAGCCUAUGCUGCGUGCCCGCGGCUACCUCGUUGCUGGUGCCUUGGCACAAAACUACCAGCCGGCCGUCGGCCUGCUCGAUCGUGUAAUCAACGCGAUCACGAGUGACGAGUCUGAACUGGUGCAAGUUGCAGCCGUCAAAUCGGUGGAGAACUUCGUAAGAGGUGAUGUUGUACCGGUGGACCGGCAGGUCCCCAUCAUUGCGGCUAUCCAGCGCUUCAUGGAAGCCAAGGAUCUUACUGAGCUAGAAGAUGCCGACGAUCUCCUGGUCACGCUUUUGGAAACCCUUCGCAGUGCGAUUAGCAUGGAUACUAGGAUUGCUAUUCAGCCCGAUAGCAAGGCGGUGGAUCUUCUGUUCCUCAUUGCGAAGCACGGCGCCGCCAAUUUCCAAGUCACUAUGAUCGUCUGUGAGACUUUCGAGGUGAUCGCUAGGACAUUCAAGGACAACGAGGGGCAUCUCAAGGACACGGAACACCGUCGUCUUUAUGCGGCCCUGUGCGGAAAGGUCUUGCCGUCCAUAACUGGGACCUUCGACGUCGCGAACCUGACACAGGACGAUCCUCUUGUUACGCUGGCUGCCGACCUCCUGUCUCUCCUUGCUCAGUUCGGCUCCGAACCGCUCCCCGACGGCUUCGUUGCUGCCACCCUGCCGAAGCUCCACCGCCUCCUGAUGACGUCCUCCGAGGGCGACAUCUUGCGUCCUGGCGCCGAGGCCGUCAAGUACAUUCUUAUGCACGACCACAAACAGGUAUUUAGCUGGCAAGACGAGAACGGCCAGUCUGGUCUCGAGGUUUGCCUCCGAAUCAUCGAUCGUCUGCUCGCUCCCAAUAUUGAAGACAACGCCGCCUCGGAAGUCGGUGGUCUGGCCGCGGAACUGGUUGAGAAGGCCGGCCAUGAGCGGCUUGGCCCCUUCUUACCGCAGCUUCUACAGGCAGUCGCGGCACGCUUGGAUAGCGCUCAGGCAGCGCCGUUCAUCCAGUCUCUGAUCCUAGUGUUCGCGCGGCUUUCCCUCGUGGGCGCCCAGGACGUGGUCAACUUCCUCAGUGACAUUGAAAUCAACGGCCAGGUGGGACUGCAGGUUGUUCUCAGCAAGUGGCUUGAGAACUCUGUGAACUUUGCUGGUUACGACGAAAUCCGGCAAAAUGUCAUUGCCUUAUCCAAAAUCUACUCCCUGAAUGACUCUCGGCUUUCCCAGACCAUGGUCAAAGGGGACCUCAUCAUCGAGAACAGCGACAGAAUCAUGACAAGGUCGAGGGCCAAACUUAACCCCGAUCGAUACACUAUCAUUCCGGCGCCGCUCAAGAUCCUGAAGGUGCUGAUCGAGGAAUUGCUCUCCGCGUCUGGCAUGCACACCGCCGCCAACAUAACCACCACGGCGGCGACGGAGUAUGCCGAUGAGGACGACGAAGACGGCGACAAUGAAGGAUGGGAAGACGAGCCGGAUGACACGCUCGACCUAGCGUUGGGCAGCACCAAGUCUGACCUCAUGGGCUGGAUCGAGGGCGGCGGCUCGCGACAGCGCGACGAUGAGACCCAGGCUUACCUGGUCGACUUCUUCAUCCGCGCUGACAACGAGAACAUUGCCGGCUUCCAGAACUGGUGCAGUAUGUUGAGCGACGACGAGAAGCGGAAGGUGAAGGAGGCGGCCGCGCAAUAGGAGGCGCCGACCGUUAUUCAUUCACACGGUCCAUGGCAGUCACCAUGUCCGAUCCGGAAGAUGCGCUUGCUGAAUGGGCGAACGCUGGGUGUGACUUUGGUUUGGGAGAAAGGAGGUCUCCAUAAGUGUCGACGCGAUUCGACCGCGUGCUGAGUAUGGGAUAUGCUGCUGGGGUAUCGGUGGACAAGGAGGGAAUGCGAUGCGGUGUGGGCAUAACUGACGAGCUCAAGCGAUCCACGCCUUGAUUGUGGGUAUAAGAAGGAAUGGAAGGGACGAGGAGUGAUGUGCGAAUAAGCAUUGUCAUCCGCCGGUAUGAUGGUAUGUAACUACUGUAACCAGGACCUAGAUAGACAGCAGUGCCUACUGCUUUGACCGUACAACAGGAAUACCGAGACGCUGAGAGAUCAUAUAGCUACAAAUCCAGAUUUUGAGUACAAGAAGUGAAGUG
Chaetomium strumarium is the source of this 3858-nucleotide messenger RNA. RefSeq names its product armadillo-type protein. The transcript is spliced from 5 exons. The coding region runs from base 300 to 3410 and encodes 1036 amino acids. Lineage: Eukaryota; Fungi; Ascomycota; Sordariomycetes; Sordariales; Chaetomiaceae. Gene Ontology annotation, molecular function: small GTPase binding. Gene Ontology annotation, biological process: protein import into nucleus. The record is from RefSeq and is a predicted model, not a curated record. Gene Ontology annotation, cellular component: nuclear envelope; cytosol.